Messenger RNA from Talaromyces marneffei, 753 nucleotides. RefSeq lists its product as uncharacterized. The transcript is spliced from 2 exons. NCBI's taxonomy places the organism in Eukaryota, Fungi, Ascomycota, Eurotiomycetes, Eurotiales, Trichocomaceae. The record is from RefSeq and is a predicted model, not a curated record. The coding region runs from base 1 to 753 and encodes 250 amino acids.
AUGGAGAUUCACCAACCAUUUCUGCGUGGAGGCUGCUCCUGCGGCAGGAAUACCUACGCAAUAUCCAUCCCCGACGGCGCUACCAAUGAAGCCGAGGUCAUUUUCUCGGGCAAUCAAGAUCACCGACGUGCCCAAGGAGUUCCAUUGACUGCAUGGCUUCGAGUUCCGCUCACAUGGUUUCGGUCUCAAACACAUUCUUACUUUGCAGACGAGACAAAUGCUACAAUUCGACGUACAUUCACUCCUCUGCAUGCGCCGCACACGCAGCGCAAUUUCUGUGGUUACUGCGGUACUCCGUUGACGUUUUGGACUGAAAAGCCUGAGAGCGAGGCUGAAUUCAUGUCCGUGGCUCUCGGCAGUCUUUUGGGGGAUGAUCUGAGCUUGUUGGAAGAUUUGCAAAUACUGCCCCCUGAUGAGGAGUCGAGCGAGGAGAUUGCGACUGAAACGGUGCCUACGAAUCUUGCUACGCGAACAACAGCACCGACUUCGUCGUCUUCUUCUUCUCGAAUCUCUUACCAUUCGGGGACCUUGGCCGGCGUGCCUUGGUUCGAGGAAAUGAUUGAAGGCAGCAGACUCGGCCGAAUCAUGAGAAGUCGACGAGGCAUUGGUGUCAGCGAUGACGAUUUGACGACUUUUGAAUGGGAGAUUAGUGAAUGGCAGGAUACUGAUACGGGCAGACAGCCAACGAGAAUUUUCACUUCAGGAGCGGGUGGAAGUGGGAAAAGAAAAGCCGAGGAUGUGAUUAUUAGCUAG